Messenger RNA from Drosophila gunungcola (fruit fly), 7444 nucleotides. It is a transcript of the gene FASN3, whose product is annotated as fatty acid synthase. The record is from RefSeq and is a predicted model, not a curated record. Lineage: Eukaryota; Metazoa; Arthropoda; Insecta; Diptera; Drosophilidae. Gene Ontology annotation, biological process: fatty acid biosynthetic process. Gene Ontology annotation, molecular function: oxidoreductase activity; fatty acid synthase activity; 3-oxoacyl-[acyl-carrier-protein] synthase activity.
AUACGUUUUUCUAUUUAUUUAGUCUUCAGAGGGAAGCUCAAGAUAUUUCUUAAUUUUUGUCGUGUUCAUCAUUUAACGUUAUUAUCUUCAAACAACUUAAACAUAAAUUACAAACAACAAAAUUGUUUAAAAAAUUAUCCUCACUGUUUGUACAAAAAUGGAAUUUAAAAAAAAUAAGAAAUAUUCUAGAUCGUUUCCUGACACUGACGGCGAUGAUAUAGUUAUAUCCGGAAUGUCCGGAAAAUUUCCUAACUGCCGAAACAUAACAGAAUACAAGUAUAAGCUGUAUAACAAGAUAGACAUGGUUGACGAUGAUGAACGACGUUGGCGUCACUUUAAUCCGGAGAUACCAAAAAGAUCUGGAAAAAUUGGUGAACUUGAAAAGUUUGACGCUACAUUUUUCGGAGUCCAUUUUAAACAGGCGCAUACAAUGGAUCCCCAAACACGUAUUCUUAUUGAGACGGCCUAUGAAGCUGUAAUAGAUGCAGGGGUAAAUCCAAAAAGUCUACGUGGAUCAAAAACCGGAGUUUAUAUUGGCUCAUGUAUAUCUGAAUCGGAGAAAACGUGGUUCUAUGAAAAAGUUUCGUCUGGCGGGUUUGGUAUCACUGGCUGCAGUCGGGCUAUGAUGGCUAACCGAAUUUCAUAUUGCUUGGGACUAGAGGGUCCAUCAUUUUUACUAGAUACCGCUUGUUCUAGUUCGAUGUACGCAUUAGACAAUGCAUUCAGCGCUAUUCGAAAUGGAGAGAUUGAUGCAGCAAUUAUUGGUGGAUCAAACUUAUUGCUUCAUCCAUUUGUAACCCUUCAGUUUGCACGGCUUGGCGUUUUGGCGCCAGAUGGGUUUUGUCGUCCAUUUGAUAAAAAUGCUAGUGGUUACACUAGAUCAGAAACCAUUAACUGCAUGUUCUUACAAAGAAAAAAAGAUGCUAAAAGAGUUUAUGCUAGUGUAGUUUAUUCAAAAACUAACUGCGAUGGAUAUAAGCCAGAAGGUAUAACAUAUCCGUCUGGUGUUGUUCAGGAGAAGUUACUUGACCAGUUUUACAAGGAUAUUGACCAGAAACCAAGUGACCUAGGCUACUUGGAGGCCCAUAGUACUGGAACUGUGGUCGGUGAUCCAGAAGAGUGCAAAGCUAUUGAUAAUGUUUUAUGCAGUCAAAGGCAAGAGCCACUAUUAGUUGGUUCCGUAAAGUCAAAUGUUGGACAUUCCGAAGCGGCUUCUGGAAUAUGUUCCUUGGUAAAAGCUUGUUUCGCUUUUGAAUCAGGUCUAAUUGCACCAAAUAUAAAUUUUACGGAGGUUAAACAUGGAAUUUCACCCCUAGCCGAGGGACGGUUAAUUGUAGUAAAAGACGUUACUCCUUUACCAAAGCCCUUUAUUGGAAUAAACUCUUUUGGAUUUGGUGGAGCUAAUGCGCAUGCGCUUUUAAAGGGUCAUUCAAAGGCGAAAGAUAAUUUUGGAUUACCACAAGAUGAAGUGCCGCGUCUUCUUACAUGGGCUGGAAGAACGGAGGAGGCAGUUGAAGAAAUUUUUAAUGCUGUGGAGAAAAACCCGUUAGAUGCUGAAUUUAUUGGAUUACUUCAAAAUAUUCAAGAGGAAGAUGUUUCUGGUAUGGUAUUCCGCGGCUAUGCUGUGUUUUCCAAACAAGGGGCUCAAUCAUGUAAAUCAUUGACAAAAGAUGUUCAACAUUACACUGGCCUUAAGCGCCCGAUAGUUUGGGUUUAUAGCGGAAUGGGCUCGCAAUGGUCCGAAAUGGGAUCAUCACUUAUGAUAAUACCACGCUUCCGGGAAUCAAUUGAAAUUUGCCACCAGACGUUGCUGUCGAAAGGCCUCAAUCUUAUACACAUUCUAACAUCCAAUGAUCCAGAAAUUUACCAAAAUAUUUUGCAUUCGUUUGUGGGAAUAGCCGCUGUGCAAAUAGGCCUAACAGAUGUCUUGCGGUCUCUCAAUUUGGAGCCAGACUUUAUUAUUGGGCAUUCAGUGGGUGAACUAGGCUGCGCAUAUGCGGAUGGUGGACUGACUCCUCAACAAAUGAUAUUGGCGGCCUAUUAUCGUGGAAGAGUUAGUGUGGACCUAGAAAAAAUAAGGGGUUCUAUGGCAGCUGUCGGUAUUGGCUAUAAGUCUAUUCUACCCAUACUGCCAAAGUCAAUCGAAGUGGCCUGUCAUAAUGGCCCGGAUUCUUGUACAAUAUCUGGUCCAAUCGAUGAUGUUUCCUUAUUUGUAUCUGAACUUAUAAAUAAAGGCAUUUUCGCAAAGGAAGUGCCCUGCUCAAAUAUUGCCUAUCAUUCAAAAUACAUUGCACACAUGGGCCCACCAUUACUGCAAUAUAUGAAAGAAAUUAUCCCAAAUCCUAAGACUAGAACCAUAAAAUGGUUAAGUACUAGUAUUCCUAAAAGCGAAUGGGACAAAGAUCAAGGAAAAUUGUGCUCUGCUGAGUAUCAUACCAACAACCUUUUAAACAGUGUACUUUUUAACGAAACAUUUUCAUUGCUCCCUAAAAAUUGCUUGACUAUUGAAGUGGCGCCCCAUGGACUUUUAGGUGCUAUUCUUAAACGAUCAAUGCCUAGUGGUGUACAUAUUCCACUAACUAACAGGGGUAACAAGAACAACGCGUUGUUUUUAUUUUCGGCCCUUGGAAAAUUAUAUCAAAAUGGCGUAUUAUUACCGGUCGCGAACUUGUAUGAAAAAAUCCAAUUUCCGGUUUCGCGCUCAACACCCAGUAUUAGCUCGCUUAUUCGGUGGGAUCAUAGUGAAAACUGGUUUGUGACGAAAUACGAAAAUAUGAAAACAAAGUCCAGUGGCGAGCGGGUCUUUCCUGUUAAUUUGGCGAGUGAUAAUGAAGAAUUGAGUGGACAUAUCAUAGAUGGUAAAAUUCUUGUGCCGGCCACAUGUUAUCUUCAAUAUGUUUGGGAAACAUUCUCUCUUAUGUAUCACGGUCCGAGUUAUAUGGAUGUACCCGUUGAAUUCGAAGAUGUACGUUUCUUAAGAGCUACAAGUUUGCCGAAUAAUGGAAAAGUCGAGCUAACAGUUAUGAUUCACUAUGGCACCGGUCAUUUUGAGAUAACAGAUGCAGGUAACUUAGUUGUGACAGGUAUAAUCCGUGAAACGGAAAAACCCACUAUUCCAGAAGUUUAUAAUUUUCAAAAUGAAUCAAAGUUUCCGAUGAUUUCUAAAAGAGACUUUUACAAAGAGUUAAAAUUACGUGGUUAUCACUACAACGGCGCAUUUAAAGCUGUUCAUAUGGCCCGCUCAGAUGGUUUGUUCGGAAAAGUUGAGUGGAAUUAUAAUUGGGUAACCUUCAUGGAUGCAAUGCUUCAAAUUCAAAUUCUGGGAACUGAUUCAAGAAAUCUUUUAUUACCAACGAAAAUUCGGAAGCUCAAAAUAAAUGGAGUACAUCAUUUUAAUUUAAUGACCAAAAUGAAUCCAGAGAACCGCUUUUUUGAUGUGUAUGUAGAUCACAUGUACGAUCGCAUCAUUGCAGGUGGAAUAGAACUGGUCGGACUACAUGCCAGUCCAGUGCAAAGACGUAGACCUCCUGGUAUUCCAGUUCUUGAAGAAUAUGUAUUUCUUCCUUUUUCUCCGUCUCGCAUUCUUUCACUAAAAAAUGCUGCUCGAGUUUGCGUUCAAAUUGCUCUUGAGAAUAAUCCUUCACUAAAAAUGAAGUUGGUAGAGGUUGAUACGAAUGGAGAAAAGCCCAUGUUAACUUCAUUUUUAGAAUCAAUUGAAGAUUUACCUGUCAUAACUGGAGAUUACAUUCUAUUGACUUCUCAAAAACUGGAAGACAUCCCAGGAGUUCGUGUUGAAAACGGAAGUUUGUCUUGUCAAACAAAUUGUCAUUUUGUUUUGCUGACGGGCCUUGAAAAAGAGCACUUAAAAGAUAAUAUUGAAACUGCCCAUAAAGUCCUGGUCGACAAUGGGUACAUGUUGCUAAGACUAAAGUGUAAGGCUAAUAAUUCUGCGUGGGAUGUAUUGGAGAAAUUUCGAACUAUUACAACAAUUCCGAUCGAUACACAUGAGGAAACUUUUGUUUUAUUGCAGAAGGUUUCUAAAAAAUUAACUGUACAACCAGUUUUAGUAAAGGUAUCUGAACAUGAUGAGACUUUUGACUGGAUUGCAGUAUUACAAUCUGCAAUAAACACAAAAACGCCAGUAAUUUUGUAUUCAUUUAACGAAACCUUUAAUGGACUUAUUGGUUUAGUGAACUGUUUGCGCAAAGAGCCUGACGGUAAUUUAAUAAGAUGUUUCUUUAUUGAUGAUCAAAGUGCCCCUGGUUUUGAUUUGUCUCACCCUUUAUAUUCGGCUCAGCUUGCAUUAGGAUUGGCUUUCAACAUAUAUCGCAAUGGUUCGUGGGGCAGCUAUAGACAUUUGCAAUUGCUGAAAAGUGAUAAUCAUAUGGCCAGAUUGGAUCACAUUUAUGGAAACGUCAUUCAACGUGGUGAUUUAUCGACUUUACAAUGGAUAAAAGGCCCUUUAAAUGUAGAAAACUGCAUGAUUAAAAUAGCAUUUUCUUCUCUAAAUUUUAGAGAUGUAAUGCUCGCAACUGGUCGCUUAGCCGUUGAGUUAUAUGGAUCAAGUCGAAUUGAUCAAAGCUGUGUUCUGGGCUUUGAGUAUUCUGGCACUAACGUGCUAACUGGACGUCGUAUAAUGAGUAUGGUGGUUAAAGGAGGCGUAGCUUCCUAUGUGGAGAAGCCAUCAAAACUUAUUUGGGAUAUUCCCGAUCACUGGUCAUUGGAAGAGGCAGCCACAGUGCCUGUGGUAUACAUAACUGUCUACUAUGCAUUCUUUAUGUCUAGCGAUAUACGAAAAGGAAAAAGCAUACUCAUACAUGCUGGUACCGGGGGCAUCGGUCUAGCCGCUAUACGCGUGGCAUUGGCCUACAACUUGGAAGUUUUUACAACUUGCAGUACUACCCAAAAAAAGAAAUUUUUGUUGGAGACCUUCCCGCAACUAAAAGAGUCCAAUAUUGGCAAUUCGCGAGAUACAUCAUUCGAGCUUAUGGUGCAGCGUGAGACAAAAGGAAAAGGUGUGGAUUUUGUGUUGAACUCAUUAUCCGAAGAAAAGCUGCUUGCUUCAGUACGUUGUCUUGGUAAGUCCGGUCACUUUUUGGAAAUUGGGAAAUUCGACAUGGCUAACGACACCAAGCUUGGAUUGGGAUGCUUUCUGAAAGAAAUUACUUUCCAUGCUGUUCUUGCUGAUAACCUUCUUGUGGCUCCUGAUGAAGAUAUUUGGCAUUUAAAAGCCCUUAUUGAUUUAGAUAUUUCGAAGGGGAUCAUUCAACCAUUACCGGUUAAAGUUUUUCCUGCUCAUGAAAUUGAAAGGGCUUUUAGACAUUUGAUCGGUGGCAAGCAUAUAGGAAAAGUUGUUAUUCAAGUUCGUGAACAGCCGGAUGAUCCAGCAACCUUGCCAGUACGGGUGCUUAGUCAAAUUUACUUCAAGCAUGAUCUUACAUAUGUAAUCCUUGGUGGCUUGGGAGGCUUUGGAAUGGAACUCGCUGAUUGGAUGGCUUUGCGUGGCGCUCGAAAACUUGUUCUUAGCUCUAGACGCGGAGUUACAAAAGACUAUCAAUCAUACCGGAUCGCGCUAUGGAAAACAUAUGGCUGCGAAGUCGCUGUUAGCACCGCAGAUAUUUCUUCAAAAGAUGGAUGUCGUCAACUGAUUUCCGAAGCUGCUAUUUUGGGACCAGUGGGUGGAAUUUUUAAUCUUGCAGUUGUGCUAAGAGAUGGGGUUUUUUCCAACCAAAAUUUUAAUCAAUUUUUAGAAAGUUUUGCACCAAAAGCUAUUGCUACAAAACAUCUGGACGAGAUAACUCGGAUUUCCUGUCCUGAUUUGGAGCAUUUUGUAGUGUUUUCAAGUGUGUCUUGCGGGCGAGGAAAUGCAGGCCAAACUAAUUAUGGAAUGGCUAACUCUGUAAUGGAACGUAUCAUUGAGUGUCGCAACAGCGACGGUUUACCAGGUAAAGCUAUCCAAUGGGGUGCAGUUGGUGAAGUGGGCUUAGUGGCGGAUAUGGCAGAAGACAAAAUUGAUAUGGAAAUAGGUGGAACCCUUCAGCAAAGAAUUUCAUCAUGUAUUCAGGAACUGGAUCAUUUACUUAGCGCCGUACCACCGAUUGUUUCCAGCAUGGUUGUCGCUGAAAAAAAGACUGGGCGUUCUGGAAAUAUAAGUAUUAUUGAUGCCGUCAUGAAUAUUAUGGGAAUACGAGACUUAAAGUCAGUGUCAUUAGGCACAACGCUGUCAGAAAUGGGUAUGGAUUCAUUGAUGGCUGUAGAAAUCAAGCAAACCCUAGAACGAGACUUUGAGUUAGUUUUGUCUCCACAUGACUUACGGUUGCUCACUUUCCAAAAACUGCAGGAAUUCACUGAAGCUAGAGAAAAAGAGAAUACUAAUGAAAUUAAAAUGAUAUUUGCUUCAGAAAGUAAGCUUUUAGGAAUGGAGUUACUGAUUCGAAACUUAGGCGAUGAAACAAACUGUGAUCGAAUAAUUAUUCCUCUAAAGACCUCGGCAGCUCCUUCAAAACAGAGUCUUCCUCCAAAUAUUAUAAUACCGGGACUAGAAGGAACAGCUGGUCGUGCAUGGUACCAAAUAGGCUCAAGCUUGCAAAGCAGGGCUGUAGUCUUACAGCUUCACCAGUUCGCCCAAUUGGAUACUAUAAAAGAUAUAGCACAAGAAAGUUUUAAGCAAGUUAAGCUCAUUUUAAAGCAAUCUGAGCCUUUUUAUGUAAUUGGAUACUCGUAUGGAACUUUUGUAGCUUUAGAACUAGCUAAGUUGCUUGAGAACUCCGGGUUUCGUGGAAAUAUUAUGUUGUUGGACGGAGCUCCUCAUUUUUUGAAAAAGCUCACUAACCUGCAUUUGGGAGAAAACUUUUCAGAUAACAAUCUUUAUGACCUUAUUUUUACUAGUAUUGUCAAUCAGAUAUUCCCCGAAGAAACUAAAGAAUCCACAUCUGAAGUGUUUUACACACUUGACACCCUCUCAGAAAAAAUGUCGUUGUUCAUGGACUAUGUUGAAAAGCAGAACAUUUACAGCAAAGAAUACUCUGCUACGAUGGUACAUGCCAUGUUUAAAAGAGUUAAAAUGGCCUCUUCCUUUGAUUUGGAUAGUAUAAGAAAAAUUAAGUCGCCAAUUACACUAGUCCGUCCGACUGAGGUUUCACUGCAUGAUAUUGAUGAAGACUAUUGCAUAUCGUUGUUGACUUCUGGUAAAGUAACGCUCAAGGUUAUUGAAGGAAAUCACACGACCAUGUUGGAUAAUCCAUUACUAAGUCAGAUUAUAAAUGACUUCGAUCCAGCUCUGUUGGAAGAUAAACAUUUUGAAGAAUAUAUUAGAAAUGACAAACCAGUUUCUGUUGUUUAAACACUUAUUCUUUAAUUAUCACUAUUACAACAAUUAAAACAACACCCAAUAUAUUAUAUAAUAAAUACAUAUUCCUAUAAAAAAAAAUUCACAUUUUAUUAA